Molecule: messenger RNA, 1488 nt
Organism: Ipomoea nil (Japanese morning glory)
Lineage: Eukaryota; Viridiplantae; Streptophyta; Magnoliopsida; Solanales; Convolvulaceae
Product: acetylglutamate kinase, chloroplastic-like
Exons: 2
Coding region: 276-1310 (344 amino acids)
Biological process (GO): L-arginine biosynthetic process
Cellular component (GO): cytoplasm; chloroplast thylakoid
Molecular function (GO): L-glutamate N-acetyltransferase activity, acting on acetyl-CoA as donor; acetylglutamate kinase activity; ATP binding
Source: RefSeq, a predicted model, not a curated record
GUGCAUAAUGAAACACAAUUUAGCAAUAAGAAAACGGUGAAGUUGAGAGUUGGAGAAAUCUGGUUUCUCCCCUUGCCAGUUGCCAUCUUCUGUGUCACCAGUUUUGGCGGCGGCGCCACCAUCAUCCACCUGCCGGCUGCCGCUCUUCUCUCUCUCUCGAAGAUUGUGAAUCUUACUAAUAAUCCAGAGCUUUGAAGUUUGGAACUUCUAGAAAAAUCUGCUGUUACAAAUCGUUGCCCUAUGUAUUGACAUCAAGGAGAGGGAAAAAGGAAGAAAUGAUGGCUGCUAAUACCCUCCCUCUGUCUUCCCCUAUCUCAAAGGCCUUUCGUGUUCGUGAUCCUAAUCUCAGCCUCCCACAAUCUAUCCCUGUCAGUACAAAAUUCAACAAAAAGCCUUUCCUCACCUCAUGCCUCAAGACCUCCUUGGAAUCUAUUGUAGCACCAGAAACCAUUUCAACACCAGCACCAACCCGAGUCAAAAUCCUUUCAGAAGCAUUGCCUUUUAUUCAGAAGUUUCGAGGCAAGACAAUUGUAGUAAAAUAUGGAGGAGCUGCAAUGAAAUCAGAAGCCCUUCAGGCUUCUGUUAUUACUGAUCUUGUCCUCCUUUCUUGUGUUGGCCUCCGCAUUGUUUUUGUCCAUGGCGGGGGUCCAGAGAUCAACCAGUGGCUUGGACGUUUGGGAAUCCAACCCAACUUCUUAAAUGGGCUUCGUGUAACUGAUGCCUCUACAAUGGAGAUUGUGUCCAUGGUGUUGGUGGGUAAGGUUAACAAACAUCUUGUCGCCUUGAUCAACAAGGCAGGGGCAACUGCAGUCGGGUUAUCAGGUAUUGAUGGCCAGCUUCUAACUGCCCGACCCUCCCCAAACUCUGCACAGCUUGGUUUCGUUGGUGAGAUUCAAAGUGUAGACACCAAUGUGUUGAGGCCCCUCAUUGACAACUAUCACAUCCCAGUGAUUGCCUCUGUUGCAGCUGAUAAGUCGGGACAAUCAUACAACAUCAAUGCAGACACUGCAGCAGGGGAGUUGGCAGCAGCAUUAGGAGCUGAAAAACUUAUCCUUUUGACGGAUGUGGCUGGGAUUUUGGAAAACCGAGAUGAUCCAGGAAGUUUGGUGAAGGAGGUUGAUAUCAAAGGAGUGAAGAAGAUGAUGGAUGAUGGCAAGAUUAGUGGUGGGAUGAUUCCUAAAGUGAAUUGUUGUGUGAGGUCUCUGGCUCAAGGGGUAAGGACUGCUAGUAUCAUUGAUGGCCGGCUAGAGCACUCCCUGCUACUUGAGAUUUUAACUGAUGAAGGAGCUGGAACAAUGAUUACUGGGUAAAUCACGGUGCACAUAAUACCAGUGGUUAACCCGUAUUGUUAAGCAGUUUGAUCAAUUUGGCUUUAUUCAAGAACUACUAUUUGCUUGUAAGCUGAGCUGAAAUUUACUCAACGGACAAAUGUUUGUUUUAGUAAUUAAUGUUGCACCAUUUGGGCAAUGAGGCAUUCUGAAUUUCUUA